Messenger RNA from Dothidotthia symphoricarpi CBS 119687, 1833 nucleotides. RefSeq names its product siderochrome-iron transporter-like protein Sit1. Gene Ontology annotation, molecular function: siderophore-iron transmembrane transporter activity. NCBI's taxonomy places the organism in Eukaryota, Fungi, Ascomycota, Dothideomycetes, Pleosporales, Dothidotthiaceae. The transcript has 6 exons. Gene Ontology annotation, biological process: intracellular iron ion homeostasis; transmembrane transport. Gene Ontology annotation, cellular component: endosome; vacuolar membrane. The coding region runs from base 1 to 1833 and encodes 610 amino acids. The record is from RefSeq and is a predicted model, not a curated record.
AUGUCUGAGACGCAAGAGAGACCGGCCUUCACGUCCCCAACGACCUUGACGUCCAGCUUCAUCGACGAUAAGCGUAGUGCUCGCGUCGGGAAAAUUCCCAUCGACACCACGUCGCCGGGUGUCGCCAGAAUCGAGAUCAUUGCUGAGCACAUCACUCUCGGAAAUCGAAUCUGCAUCUUCAUCGGAGUGUUUUUGAUCGCAUUCGCCUAUGGACUGGACGGAAGCGUGCGAGGCUCAUACCAACCUGUUGCUACUUCGAAACUAGGUAAUCACCAGUUCAUAGCGACUCUAGGGGUUUUGCGCUCAAUUGUAGGCGCGGUUUGUCAGCCCACCGCAGCCAAGGUUGCCGACGUGUUUGGCCGUGCCGAGUUGAUCCUUGUUUCUAUCUUCUUUUACAUCAUUGGUUCGGUCAUGGAAGCAACGAGCACGAACAUUGUCAUGUUUGCUGCAGGUGCUACUGGUUACACAGCCAUUAUUCUGCUCGUCGAAGUUGUCAUCGCUGACACCACCUCACUCCGGUCGCGAGUGUUUUUCUCUUACGUCCCGGCACUACCCUUCCUCAUCAACACUUGGAUCUCCGGUGAUGUCGUUGCCGUUGUCCUUCGUAACCUCAGCUGGCGCUGGGGCAUUGGUAUGUUCUGCAUUUUGUAUCCGGUCUGCGCCCUUCCACUCAUAGUGUCCCUUUGGUGGGUUACCCGCAAGGCGAAGAAAUCAGGCGACUUGGACGCCAUCAAAACUCCGCACCAAUUACACGGCGGCUGGAAACUGGUAAAGGCGCUAUUCUGGCAGUUGGAUGUCAUCGGCAUUGCCUUGACCAGCAUUAUGCUUGGGUUCAUCCUAACACCCCUCACCAUUGCUGGCGGCAUUUCUGCUCAAUGGAGUAAAACCGAGAUCAUUCUUCCACUCGCCAUCGGUCUCACUGCCAUCCCGGUAUGGGUUUGGUGGGAAACCAAGGCUCCCUAUCCCAUGAUUCCCUUCAAACUUCUCAAAGACCGCGCCGUGUGGGGUGCCCUCGGUAUUGCAAUCACAUUCAAUUUUGCUUUCACUUGUCAAUCGGACUUCCUUUACUCGGUCCUCGCUGUUGCCUUCUAUGAGACACCGAAGUCUGCAACCCGCAUUCAGAUGUUGUAUAGCUUCGUCUCCGUCGUCUUGGGCGUCCUUCUCGGUCUAGUUGUCUACCGAGUUCGGCGCCUCAAACCCUUUAUCCUGUUCGGAACCUUCCUCUGGAUGGUCGCCUUUGGACUACUGAUCCACUACCGUGGGGGGUUUGGCAACUCAGCCCACGCUGGUAUCAUCGGUGCCCAAUUGCUCCUCGGUAUCGGCGGUGGAUUUUUCCCCUACCCGGCCCAGGCCAGCAUUCAGGCGGCCACCAAACACGAACACGUCGCUGCAGUCACGGGUUUAUAUCUCGCAUCUUACAGUAUCGGCGCCGCGCUCGGGAACACUGUGUCUGGUGUAGUCUGGUCCCACAUCAUGCCCUUGCAACUCGAGAUGCGGCUCGCCGACACGACCAGAGCAGCACAGUGGUUCGACAGUCCUCUUGAGCUACUGGAAGCUUUCCCACGUGGCAAUGUGGAGCGCGAAGCAGUAGUCCAGGCAUACAUGCAUGUUCAACGUUUGGUCUGCAUCGUGGGUAUCAGCGCCGUGAUGAUCAUUGUCUUCUUCGCUUGUGUCAUCCGGAACCCUAAGCUUCCAGAUACGCAGUCCAUGCCCGAUGCAGAGGAGUUUGAAACGGAGAGUUUCAUUCCUCUCGAGGAUAUGAACAGGCCUCGAUCGCACGUUGGGCCGCCAGAGGCUGUAAUGGAUAAAGGCUGGGCUUGGCUAAAGAGCUAG